GCCUUCUCACUCUUCACCAAAUUUUCACACACAAGAUAAUAGUACACACCCCUAUCCUUCUAGACCCAUCAAUCUCUCAAAGCCGGCCGAAGACCUUCAAAGACCUUCGGUUCAUCUUCGUCGCAGUUAAUCAAGAACCAGGAUCAUGAAGCCAAAGGUCGUGAUCAAGUUGUCUGUGCCCGAUGAAAGGACCAGAGCCAAAGCUAUGAAAACUGCAGUUGGGGUAGCUGGUGUGAACUCAGCAAGUUAUCAGCAUGACAAGGAACAAAUAGAGGUAAUGGGGGAAGGGGUUGAUGUAGUUGUGCUCACAACUUCGCUUAGAAAAAGCUUGAAGUAUGCUGAGGUGGUGAGUGUGAUCCCUGAGGAGGAGAAAAAGAAAGAGGAAAAGGAGGGGAAGAGCAACGAGCUUGAACUGCCACGGAAUCCCACGAGUUGCCCUCCAUGGGUGUUGGCUUAUCCUACGGAUCACGAACCUGCUAGUAUAUGCACCAUUCUGUGAUUAAUAACUAAUUGUAUGUACUAGCUUCUCCACACUCGUUUUCGCCUUAUCCAUCGUAGUAUUAUUAUGAGAGAAAAAAAAAACAGUAAUAGUAAUUCUUACCUUUUAGUUUCAUUUUCCGCACCAUCAUUUAGAGAUCAAAUGAAUUGUAAUUACAAUUGAAAUAUUGCCUGAAUGGUAUUUCUUUCCUGUAUUUUCAUAAUA
Molecule: messenger RNA, 703 nt
Organism: Malus domestica (apple)
Lineage: Eukaryota; Viridiplantae; Streptophyta; Magnoliopsida; Rosales; Rosaceae
Product: heavy metal-associated isoprenylated plant protein 16
Molecular function (GO): metal ion binding
Source: RefSeq, a predicted model, not a curated record